UUAUUCAUCCUGAAGACUUAGCUGAAAUAAGCACUUUAUGGAAACACAGAAAACACACUAACCAAUAGCUCUGCCUUGGGGAGCUGGAGUGCAAAAUACAAGAGUGCAGUUUUCAUCAACAGGUACAGACCAAGCUGUCCAUUAGUAGAAGAACAAGGAAGCAUUGGAUGUCAACGCCUAACAAACUCUUGAGACCAGCUACCAAACCACGAAAAGUGACUUUCUUCCAGAGUGUUCUCACCCGUCCUUCUGAUGGAAGCAGAAACGGGGAGCAGCAUGGAGACAGGAAAGGGAGCCAGCAGAAGCACUCGAAUCGCCUUGGCAGUGUUCAUUGGUGUCACUCUGGUGCUGGGCACCGUCCUCUUUCUAGUGAGUCAAGGUUUCUUAAGUUUCCAAGCUAAACAGGAGUAUUGCCUGAAGCCAGAGUGCAUCGAAGCCGCUGCUGCUGUCAUGAGCAAGGUAAAUCUGUCUGUGGAUCCUUGUGACAAUUUCUUCCGGUUUGCUUGUGAUGGCUGGAUAAACAACAAUCCAAUUCCUGAAGAUAUGCCAAGCUAUGGAGUUUAUCCUUGGCUGAGGCAUAAUGUUGACCUCAAGUUGAAGGCACUUUUGGAGAAGUCAAUCAGUAGAAGACGGGACAUUGAAGCCAUACAGAAAGCCAAAAUUCUUUAUUCAUCUUGCAUGAAUGAGAAAGCGAUUGAAAAAGCAGGUGCCAAGCCAUUGCUCCACAUCCUGCGACAUUCACCUUUCCGCUGGCCUGUGCUUGAAGCAAAUAUUGGUCCUGAAGGAGUUUGGUCAGAGAGAAAAUUCAGCCUGCUGCAGACACUUGCAACGUUCCGGGGUCAAUAUAGCAAUUCAGUGUUUAUCCGUUUGUAUGUGUCGCCUGAUGACAAGGCAUCCAAUGAACACAUCUUGAAGCUGGACCAAGCAACACUCUCUCUAGCUGUGAGGGAAGAUUACCUUGAUAACAGCACGGAAGCCAAGUCUUAUCGAGAUGCCCUUUACAAGUUCAUGGUAGACACAGCUGUGCUUUUAGGAGCUAACAGUUCCCGAGCUGAGCAUGACAUGAAGUCAGUGAUUAGAUUGGAAAUGAAGAUAGCCGAGAUAAUGAUUCCCCAUGAAAACCGAACCAGUGAGGCGAUGUAUAACAAAAUGAACAUCUCUGAACUCAGUGCUAUGAUUCCUCAGUUUGACUGGCUGGGCUACAUCAAGAAGGUCAUUGACGUCAGAUUGUAUCCUCACCUGAAAGACAUUGGACCCUCAGAGAAUGUGGUGGUCCGCGUCCCACAAUACUUCAAAGAUUUAUUUAGAAUAUUAGGCUCUGAAAGGAAGAAGACCAUUGCCAACUAUUUGGUAUGGAGAAUGGUUUAUUCCAGAAUUCCAAAUCUUAGCAGGCGCUUUCAAUAUAGAUGGUUGGAAUUCUCACGGGUAAUCCAGGGGACCACAACUCUGCUUCCUCAGUGGGACAAAUGUGUAAACUUUAUCGAAAGUGCCCUUCCUUAUGUUGUUGGAAAAAUGUUUGUGGACGUCCACUUCCAGGAAGAUAAGAAGGAGAUGAUGGAAGAAUUGAUUGAGGGUGUUCGCUGGGCCUUUAUUGACAUGCUGGAGAAAGAAAACGAGUGGAUGGAUUCAGUAACAAAAAGGAAAGCCAAAGAAAAGGCAAGAGCUGUUUUGGCAAAAGUUGGCUAUCCCGAGUUUAUAAUGAAUGAUACUCAUGUCAAUGAAGACCUCAAAGCAAUCAAAUUUUCAGAAUCGGACUACUUUGGCAACGUCCUGCAAACCCGAAAGUAUUUAGCACAGUCUGAUUUCUUCUGGCUAAGAAAAGCUGUUCCUAAAACAGAGUGGUUUACAAACCCGACAACUGUCAAUGCCUUCUACAGUGCGUCCACUAACCAGAUCCGAUUUCCAGCAGGAGAGCUCCAGAAGCCUUUCUUUUGGGGAACCGAAUAUCCUCGAUCUCUGAGUUAUGGUGCUAUAGGAGUAAUUGUUGGACAUGAAUUUACACAUGGAUUUGAUAAUAAUGGCAGAAAAUAUGAUAAAAAUGGAAACCUAGAUCCUUGGUGGUCUCUGGACUCAGAAGAAAAGUUUAAGGAAAAAACCAAAUGUAUGAUUAACCAGUAUAGCAACUAUUAUUGGAAGAAGGCUGGCUUAAAUGUAAAGGGGAAAAGGACCCUGGGAGAAAAUAUUGCUGAUAAUGGUGGUCUGAGAGAAGCUUUUAGGGCUUACAGGAAGUGGAUAAAUGACAAAAGGCAGGGUGUCGAGGAACCUCUACUUCCAGGCAUCACAUUUACCAACAACCAACUCUUCUUCCUGAGUUACGCUCAUGUAAGGUGCAAUUCCUACAGGCCAGAAGCUGCCCGAGAACAGGUUCAAAUUGGUGCUCACAGUCCUCCUCAAUUUAGGGUCAAUGGUGCUGUUAGUAACUUUGAAGAAUUCCAGAAAGCUUUUAACUGUCCACCUAAUUCCACAAUGAACAGAGGCAUGGAAUCUUGCCGACUCUGGUAGUUGGAGUGCUGCUUUCUGCUGUCCAGAGAGAGCAGCCCAGUGUCAACAGAAGUGGCACUAAACACUCAUCGCCUACUGCUUUAGGCCUACAUUCCCCUGAGGGGUUUUUUAUUUUUAAUAUGUUUUUGUUAUUUGAGGAGAUGACCUGCCCCAUUCUAAACUAUCUGUUCGGGGUCAUAAAGCUUAAAACAGGGAAGGAAUAUAAAAUAUGAACCAAGGAUGUUUCUUUAAAAACAAAAACCAAACCAACAAAAGCAAAUCCCUAGGCUACUUUUGUCAAAAGAAAAAACACUCUCUGCUCAUAUUGCUAUUGCCCAUUGUCGUGUGUUAGCCACAGCUGAGUGGUACCUGCCAUCUCAUUCUAUAGCUUUGUGGGGAGCUUAAGUCAAAUGUACCCAUAAAAAAAGGAGCAGUCUAUUACAAUGAAGAAGAUGUGUGUACGGAUGCCUUCAAGGCCUUGCAAUUCCUUGGAAUGCAGUGCCAGAGUUUGUAGAGGACAUUCCCUGAUAUUUAACGCUAAGGUAGUUCCAUGAGAAAUAGGUUGUAUUUCCAUUUUAUAGUUUUUAAUGAAGUUAAUGCCUUCAGUUUUGUAGUCUAUUGAAAUGAAAUCAUACUUCACAGCUAACACCUGAUAUUGCUGAGUAGCCUCUUUAGGCCAGCAUGAACAAAGAUGUCAGAAAGUCUACUAGGUAGUUGCAAAAGUCUUAAAAACUCCUACUCAUACAGCAGUGGAAAACCUAGGAAUUGAAUAUCUCCCAAAUCUUACUGAGCCUGCAUGCCUCUCAAUGAUCGUCCAUCUGCUGGGCACAGUUCUUAGGCCCCAUUUAUGGUUAUUUCAUUAUCCUCACCUGUGUGCAUCUCUUAGCUCAGAAAUAAGUCCGCAGUGAGAGGGAGGGGUUUCCAGUUCUGCAGAAGGAACACAUGACUUUUGUUUUCCUUUAGCACAGAGGGAUAAACAAGACAUUGAGGACCAAGCAGAAUGACCUUCCUUUAUAGCUUAUUGUUACCUCUCAUUAAAAGAAAGACUUUUCAACAAUUUCCUUUUAAAAAAUACUUAUUGUAAAGAUGAUGAACAGGGAGGUAUGGUUCCAUAAGUAAGGUAAUGAGUGCAUUUCCUUUUAAACACUGUUACCCCUUCUCUCACUUAACAAUUUCUUGAUUGAAGAUAUUUAAAGAUAGAUGCAACUUAAAAUGUACAGAACUAAAACACAUCAUUUUUACUCUUCAGGUUUUCUAAAUAGACUUGAGAAAGAGCAGUAUUAGGUUUUUGAUCCUCAGAAUAUUAUCCUUUUAAGUAAAUGUCUCUCUCUUUCUUGUCCAAAAUGGUAAUGGUAUUAAAGUGGUUACCUAGUAUUUCUUGCUUUUUAAUACAGGCAUCCUUCCACCUUCAUCACAUUAGUCAUUGCUCAGGAGGUGCUGGGUUAAGUGGGCCAAUAGAAAAAUCUUUAAAGCAAAAUGCCAAAUUCAGACUAACCACAGGAAGUCAUUUUGCAUCAUUGUGACUUGUCAUCCUUUUGGAGGAAAUGUAAGUGCGUGCCUUGUCCUUCUGUAACCAUGGGAACUUCUGAAGGGAGAAGAAUGGCGGGACACCAUCAUGAGGAAAACAAUUACACUGCAUUAGUCAGGAGAGUGAUUUUCCCCUUGACUUCCUCCUCUCUGAAUGGAUACACUUCUGAAGGGCAGCUACCUUUUCUUCCUCUUAACCAUGGCUUAACGUGACCUUUGUUUGUAUCUGAAACACAAGCAGUAUUAUGUCAGUGGUGCCAGAAAUGUAUGUGCCAUUUCUCUAGAGUAAGCAUUCAGAUUUGUUUUAGACCUACAAGAUAAUCCUUGUUUUAUUCCUGCACUUGGCCCACUUAAAAGGAGUUGAGGUUUGUCAUACUUACAUGAAUUGCAUUUUCUUCAAGAUUUCCUUUUAUAAGUUCUAAAUAAACACAUUCCUGCAGGACAGAGAAAGUGUUUGAUAAAAGCAUACAAUUAUCUUUUUGGAAAUUGGAUUGUUGAGUCAGGAAAAGUGGUUGGUGAUCAGCUGGGGUUCUCACAAUUUCUAGAGAGCUGGGCUACCUUGCCUUGAGUAACGUUAUUUGAUGUAAUCUAGUUGUAUUGAAAGUUGCAGUUAGGAUGGCCAUUAUUUGAAACCCAAAGUAUCAAUACAAACUCAGCCCUAUGAGCUAGAACACAUUUCUAGAAGGAUGAGAUUUCCAAAUGUUUCUGUUUAACUCUUCACAUUACAAUCUUGUCAUUUUCUUCAAAACAGAUUGCUAAAAAUAAAAUGAGAGAGAGACAUUAAGUGGUAGAGGGAGGAAGAUCAGAGGCAACUGGAAGAGAAUGAAAAAAAUAGAGAAAAGCUGGCCUACGGCUCUGAAAAGAAGACAGGUUUUUGACCAUGCUCCCUCAGCAUAUCUAGUGGAGGAGUGCCAUAAAGUUUCCACAAAAAUAAUUAUGGUAAAUUAAAAGGAAAUUAAAUAUUGGGUCUCAGAUUAAGGCUGCAAUAACAUACUUCUCUGACUCAUACAGCUGUUCUGCCAGUCAACUAUUGUCUGAGCAUUGAAAAGAGGUGAGUGUGUGUGUGUGUGUGUGUGUGUGUGUGUGUGUGUGUGUGUGUGUGAAAUUCUCUUGGGUAGUCAAGGUUUUUGUGUAUAUAGAACAAUAUUUUUCAGCCUUAUCACCGUUGCCCAAAGUUUGCUGAGUUCUUGUGCCAAGUGCUCAGCACUGGCCUCCAAUUUCCAUUUUUCCCCCUUUUUUUAUGAGAUAGACUGGGACAUGACUAAUGUAAGCUCAGGAUUCGUAAAUUACCCUGAGGUUUAUUUAGUGCCUUACCUCAAUGGAGCUUAAAGCAUAGCACAUAAAUUUUAUCUUAUUUAGCCCUGGAGCAUCACUAAGAAGGAGCUAGGAACUAUGACUUGCCAGACAGGUUAUGCUCAUGCCAGAGAAAUGGAUAGGCUUGAAAAUUGCUUGUCAAGUAUCUCAGAGUCAGGAUAGACAGAGUCUCUGUGCUUUGGGCUACUGACCUUCAGAUUAACCUUUAUUCCUUAGGUUAUCCUAUUUCUUAGUAUAUUUACUCAGUAUUUUAUAAUCACUUGGCAUUUGUUAGCUAUCUUACUUGAUAUUUUAAACAUUGUCUCAGUUGCACCUUGAAUUAUGGGAGAAUAUGCGAUUGUUGCAUCCAACAACAUUGUCUUCACCAGUGGCUGUGCCCCACUGGUUUGAUAAAAGAUACUAUUGUAUAAUGUAUUCUUUUUAAAAUCUAAAUGGUCAUUGUUAUGAAACUAGUUUGGUUGUGUUUUCUCUCCCUAUUUGUGA
This is a messenger RNA of Dipodomys spectabilis (banner-tailed kangaroo rat), 5805 nucleotides long. RefSeq names its product phosphate regulating endopeptidase homolog X-linked (gene Phex). The record is from RefSeq and is a predicted model, not a curated record. Bases 253 to 2502 code for a protein of 749 amino acids. The transcript has 23 exons. Lineage: Eukaryota; Metazoa; Chordata; Mammalia; Rodentia; Heteromyidae. Gene Ontology annotation, cellular component: plasma membrane. Gene Ontology annotation, biological process: protein processing. Gene Ontology annotation, molecular function: metalloendopeptidase activity.